AUGAAAGUGCUACUGGUCCAUGAGGACUCAUUGAGCGACAUGGAGGUGCUCCAGCUCAUGCAGGAGCGCAAAGAACAGCGGUUACACAAGUCAGCCAUGGUCGAGUAUGCCGAGCGUAAUUGGAUGGACCACAAGGUGAUCAAGUUUCUGACACAGAGUCACUCGCGCUGCUCGACGCUGAGUGCCAAUUGCAUCCAGGACUUUCUCAGGGAGCUAGCGCAGGCGGAUCUGCCACCGCUGACUGCGGCCGAAAAGCUGCAGUUCGUCAAUCAUAUUCCCAUGGAGCUCGUGGACAUUCAUUUGAUCGUAGAAGACUGCGCUGGACGCUAUUCCGAGACGCAGGUGGACACUCUCAUCCAAAUCGUUGAACGCACGUUAGCAGCCGAGCUCAUUAGGCAGCAACGAAAUGCUGAAGCGAUGCAGACAGAAGACGCAGUCCAGGAGGCAGGAGACAAACAGUAG
Molecule: messenger RNA, 462 nt
Organism: Peronospora matthiolae
Lineage: Eukaryota; Oomycota; Peronosporomycetes; Peronosporales; Peronosporaceae
Source: the annotation of a GenBank genome assembly